GCUUCCUGUUCUCUGGCGUAUCGGCGGCAGGCUCGGUCACCUUCUGCCGUAAAGCAGGAUCGAUGAUCGAUCGGUCAUCAGUUAUCGGUUGUGUGUGUCUGUGAGGACGGAUGGAGGACGGAGCGGAACCCGAACUGGUCCUGGUCUUCAGUGGAAAACGAAAGUCUGGAAAGGACUACGUGACGGACCUGAUCCAGAAACGGCUUGGUGCUGACGUCUGCUGCAUCCUGCGUCUGUCUGAACCUCUCAAGCAACAGUACGCCGAGGAACAUGGUCUGGACCUGAACCUGCUGCUGGGUUCUGGAUCCUAUAAGGAGCAGUUCCGGGCUGAUAUGAUCCAGUGGGGAGAAGCUCGACGCAGAGAAGAUCCAGGAUUUUUCUGUCGCCCAGCAACCAGAGCAGCACAACAACCAGUUUGGGUGGUGAGCGACGCCCGAAGGACAUCAGACCUGCAGUGGUUCUGGGACAAGUUUCCCCGACAAACUCGAUGUGUGAGAGUUCAAAGUUCAGAGGUCGCCCGGAGGCAGAGGGGGUGGAGCUUCACCGCAGGAGUGGACGAUGCCGAGUCUGAGUGCGGAUUGGACAGUGGGGUUGAAUAUGAUUGGAUCAUCUUGAAUGAAGCCGACGCCCCUUCCUUAGAGGAGCAGCUGCAGCCGAUUCUUCAACUUGCAGAAGCUGCAGCAAGGAGAAACCCAACGAUCACUGAAUCAAUACAGUGAUCAGUGUAUUGACUCAGUGUGACUGCAGCAUUAAGGAACACUAGCGUGUUGUCUGUGGGGAUCCACGGGCUCGGGAUUGGGUUUUGUGUAUGAAAUAGGUAGCUGACAUUUUUCAAGG
Molecule: messenger RNA, 837 nt
Organism: Thalassophryne amazonica
Lineage: Eukaryota; Metazoa; Chordata; Actinopteri; Batrachoidiformes; Batrachoididae
Gene: pmvk
Product: phosphomevalonate kinase
Exons: 5
Coding region: 111-719 (202 amino acids)
Biological process (GO): isopentenyl diphosphate biosynthetic process, mevalonate pathway; cholesterol biosynthetic process
Cellular component (GO): cytoplasm
Molecular function (GO): phosphomevalonate kinase activity
Source: RefSeq, a predicted model, not a curated record